This is a messenger RNA of Tricharina praecox, 8264 nucleotides long. Its product is annotated as cell morphogenesis N-terminal-domain-containing protein. Lineage: Eukaryota; Fungi; Ascomycota; Pezizomycetes; Pezizales; Pyronemataceae. The transcript is spliced from 3 exons. The record is from RefSeq and is a predicted model, not a curated record. Gene Ontology annotation, cellular component: cell cortex; site of polarized growth. Bases 295 to 7953 code for a protein of 2552 amino acids. Gene Ontology annotation, biological process: cell morphogenesis.
UGCAACACAACCGAACCCUGAGUAUAGCUCAUCCUUGCCUCUCGCUCAGCUCAACUUCCGCGCUAUCCACGUGAUAACCACUACUUCUCGGAACAUCCCCUCCUUCUGCCAGCCUUGGAAUUAGAAGUAUCUUCAGGUACUUUCUACAGUCACCCAAAUUGCCAGAAGCCUCUUGUCUUUGCUGGCCCGGAUAUUCAGCCUUUAAUCUAAUCCUUUCGUCGCUUGACGCCAUAACCGUUUACCGCGAAACGUCAUUGUCCUGAAACACACCCCUAUCGACCACUGUCGCCAGAAAUGGCCGGCGUUCACCAGCCACGAAGCCAAUCCCCACGACCAGAAAACGGGCGGUUAGAACGACGCCCCUCAAACUCGGCCUACGGUUCAUCCCCCCAUGCGCACCACAGGCAAACGUCGAUCGUAAACGGUGUGCCGCACAGAUCCGCCGGCGUCCAUUCUCGCUCGGGCUCGUUCGUCAACUCUCCCGCGACGUCGCCGCUGUCCCCCGCCACCCAAGAUUCGAUACACAUGUCGCAGGUCCCGUCGACCCCAAUAACAAUGAUGAAUAUCGCCAGCGUCAGCAACGGCGAUGGCAGAGCACAGAUACACCUCCCCCAGAUACCCUCGUCGCCAGUUACCGCGCCCUCGACGCCCUCAGCUAUCGGAGCACGGCCAGGAACAUCAUCAGGAGCGGGGGUCGGCAAUAAUAUGGGCGCACAACCGACAGAGCGGCCCGGGUUGUUUCCGCAACAUACUACGCCGGCGGUAAUGCAGAUACAGCAGCCUCCGCGGCGGCAUCACCACUCGCAUUCGCACCACCAUUCCAAGAGCCGAGAGGAGGAGUGUAAGACCCCCGCCGAGUACGCGCUACACAUACUAUUCACCAAUUUCGUGCGGCUGGCAGAACGCAAAGUCAACAGCUGUCUCCCGCCGAACCAUCCUCUCGAGAAAGAGCCCGAUGUCGAGAGCAUAUGCGGGCCUGGCGUGGAUCCGGCGUUCGACAAGCUCAUAGGCUCUUUGGGGUAUAUUGCUAGGCACAAACCGAAGCCCGUCAUCGAUAGCCUUAUGAUCUGGCGCAAGAGUAAGAGCGACGCGGCAGCACAUCAACGACAGGAGUCGGCGGCGCAAGCUCGAUACGCUUUACCGAGGAGAAAUACGGAGCCUAACGGGCCGAUGGAUGGAAACCCGGCGGCGCGAGAAGGCUCAUUGGUGGCGGACAGACGGACAACGGUUGCAAUAUACAUACUUUGUCGGGUAUUAAUCGAAGUAAUUGGGCAGACGACCCUAGAUCGCGUUACAGAGGAUAUGGCGAAGCUGGAGCACAUCAUCUUCAACCAACUAAAGUCCGCAGAUCCAGACGUUCUGGCGAGCUCCCCACUGAGAUUGGCCAAUUGGACUUUGUUUGGUCAACUUUUGGGCGUGAUGAGCAGCAUAGACUUUGAGCGAGUGACGGAUCGCUUCUUUGUCGAUCUCGAGGAGUGUGACAAUGCGGGAGCAGCAACCAACGAAGCCAAGGUAGCAUUAGUCGUGAAGGGAAUGAGCUACAUCAAGUUGAAGUUCUAUCCGGAAAACGUGCUUGAGGAGUCUGCAGAAUUCAUGGUAUCACUGGCCAAAUUUUUUGCGAAGGCGCCGGGUCCGACUGUAAGGACCGCAUACUGCGAGAUCUUCACCAAGCUCCUUCUACCGGUCGCAGCUUCGGCUACUACGGAACUCAACCAUCCGACUUGGAUGGAGUUUGUAAAUCUCUUGCAUCCUAGGCUGAACGAAAUGAUGUCCAAGCCACGGCUUUGGCACACUGCAUUUCCAGUGAUGGGAACCUUGCUGUGUGUCAGCCCGUACGAAGUCUUCACUCAGUGUUGGAUGCCUCUCGUUGAAACUCAUCUUCCAAAACUACGAGAUAAGGACAGAUCAAUGAGGGUUCCGAUUGUGCAGACCUUGGCGCGCUUGGUGUGGACGUAUCUUUUUAGAUGCUCCGAAAAUCUCAACGUCAUGACCAAGAAGCUGGAAGACGUCAUAAACAUCCUCCUGAAGAAGGAGAAGAAGGAGAAGCCUCUUGUUACGGCGGAGAAACAGGUGGUCGAGCCCUGCAUACAGCUUAUCAGAUUCAUUGGGUUCAAGCACCAGGAUCUCUGUUUCAGAACCAUCAUCUUUCCGUUGUUGAAUGUAGACCUCCUUUCCGGAAGUCACUCGCUGAAGCUGCAAGAUUUGUCACCGGAGGGCAUGAUGGUGGGGAUCCGGGCAUUUUUGGCCAUAAUGUCGGAUCUGGAAAAGGGGGAUGCCGGUCAACCGCCAUUUCCAGUUACCUUUGCGUCGAGUCACUCCGAGAAGAUACCCCCAACAUCCACAUGGUUAGCGAAGAUUGAGGCGGACAAGAAGGAUGGACUCAAAGUGAAGGUCGACCGCCGGUCACAGGCAGUCGCCAUCGACAAACUCGGCGAAACGGCCAAGGAAUACUACGAUCGGUUCUGCGAAGUGCUGGGCAAGAUCAUUGUGCUCUGCGACAGCAACUUUGGGGGCCAGGUUGUUCUGGACGAACGGCUAGCUGGUCAGAAGACCCCCCUGGAGUCCAAAUUUCUCUUUGGCAGCAAGGACGAUGCUCUCACUUCCGCCGAACAGAGCAAGGGGUUCUAUGACUUGCUGUGUGUUGCCAUCGAGGCACUUCCGCGGUGUCUACCUCCGAAUAUACCAUUUCACAAGGUAGUCAGCCUUUUAUGCAAAGGGACGGCGCAUAUCGACCACAGCGUUGCGAUAGCAUCGGCAAAUGCCCUAAAGAGCAUCGCCAGGCAGUACAACUCCCAGCAAGUUAUUAUUGGUUUUGCUCGGUUCAUUUUCGCCUUUGACGAGCGGUAUUCGACAAUUUCCGACGGUGGCAUGCUUGGGAAUACCCACAUUGAAAACACCUUGAAACUCUACAUCGAGCUAUUGACCAUCUGGUUGGAAACGAUCAAGCAGAAGGUCAAACGAUCACAGGAUGCGGCUGUGGCAGCAAUGAAUGACUUGGAUGCAUCUCUGGACGAUAGGGGACUCGGGAACCGUAGUGAGGAACUUGAGUAUUCUAGCGUUCAGGCGUAUGUUGAGGAGAUCGAGUCCAAUGGUCUCUUCUUCCUGUGCUCUCAGUCUCGAGUGGUCAGAAGGUUUGCAAUUAUGGUCCUCCGGCUCAUCACCGAGUUCGAUGCGGUUCUAUCAGAUGUGGAUCCGAAUCAGCCAAAGCCAGGCCAUUCGCGACAGUCGAGCAGGUCUACAGCCAUUGAGAUGUGUCCAAGAGUGAUCCACAUCUUGGAAGGCGACUCUCUCAAUGUUAUGAAUCUCAAUGACGAGAAUCUACCGAUUGCUGAGCGGAGUAGGCUGCAACGCGAGCUAAAAGGAUCGAAAAUGAAGGACGCCUUGGUACACAUGGCGGUCAGUGAUAACCAUUACGACUCUAGCUUAUGGUUCCGUAUCUUCCCUAGCUUGAUUCGGGUCUGUGUCGAGCGUUGCCUCACCACGGUCGUGCUCUGUCGGGAUUUGGUGUGCGGUCGGUUGCUUCAACUGCAUCAAUCCAUUUGCGCUGCCGCUCAGUCGCAUACAGCUCCCGCGGCGGGUCCUUUGGAAAUCGCCCGGCCAGUACUGCGAACACUGCCUCCAACCAGUCCGGAAUUGAUGAUCGAGCAAUGGAAACUAUACCUCAUUGUAGCAUGCGCGACCUUGACUUCGACAGACGGAGAAAGGACAACGCCUCAACCUCACACUCCACAGCACAACCGAAUACCAUCGAAGAACCAGACACCACUGGCUCCAGUUCAUUUGGACCGUAUCACGUCGGCCAGGGCGGUCUUCCAAAUGGUGAUUCCACUAUUGGCCGUUGAUAAUCUAAUGAUCCGGGAGGCGGUGGUUUCGGGCCUUGGGAACAUCAACAUCAACCUAUACAAGACGUUGAUCGAAAGCCUGCAACCUACAGUGCUGAAAUGGGGAACGGAUGAUAAGAGGGGGCGCGGAAUCCACUCACCGAGAAGGAACCGUAGACAGGAUCGGCUUCGCGCUGAGGUUACGCACGUGUUUCAACUGACGUCGCAUUUUCUCCAAAAGGAGGAAGUGUACAAAGACAUCUGGAUUUUGAGACAUAUGGUUGCCUUUAUCAAGGAUAUGAAGACCUUCCUGAACGAUCCGGAGGUUCAGAAUGAUUGGGAGCACCAGAAACUUCGCCGGUACUUCUGCGGGCUCACCGAGGAGUUGUACGAGGGUAUCAAGAGGACUGACAAGCCGGAGGUUUGGCUACCCUUUGAGGGGAGAUAUUCCAUAUUCAUCCUGAUGCAAGACUGGUGUGGUCAUGGACCCAACUACCAGGUGGUCAAGGAGAGGGAGGAUCUGAUGCGGAGGUCUCUCAUGACCCUCCAACGAGACCUUUCGGACCCGGGAACCCUUUCGGCAGCGAUGGAGAUAGAAAAGAGGAAUCUGAAGAUUGCUGCCUUGAGUGCUAUGGCUUCUCUCUGUGCUGGCCCUGUUAUGGAAGAAGUCGGCGCCGGAAGCAAUGCGAUGCUAUCGUUCAAUUUCGACGAGCUUUUCCGAUGGAUCGAGUCAAUCUUUGCAACCCCAAGUGAUCGGACACAUCGGAUCGGUCGAAGGGCACUGAAGAAUAUCCUCUUGCACAAUCAGAAGACUACUCUUCUCAACGAUGCUAUACGCUUGUGCUAUGUCUACGAGUCAUCGUCCAAAGCAACGCAAAGUUACUUUUCGGUCAUUUGCGAAGUUCUCAAAGAGGUCCCGAAUUAUUUGGAUGGCAUAUGGAAGAUCAUGACUCUAUGUCUCUUCAAGCUCGGAGACGAAAAUGCAGAUAUUCGAUUGCAGGCCGCAAAACUGCUCAGAGUUACCGAGGAGGGUGAAUUCGGCAUGUCUCGUGUCCAGGAUUUCGAGGUUUCAAUAUCAGACAAGACGGUGGCUGUGUACAAACGAGCGCAGUUUCAGCUAUCGAAGACGCUUUCGUUGUAUUACUGUAAUCUCGCCGUCUUCGUCUUCUCGGAGCUCACAAUGUUCUUCAAUCUCACGGAAGGCAAGGCACAGCGUGACAUCCUCCAUGCGCUAUUACCCUGGAUCCAACAGAUCGAUCUUACCUUGGAGCCAAGCGGCGAGCUUUCACCGUCAUCAUAUAUGGUUCUCGCCAACCUUUUUGAGAUCACUGUGAAGUUCAGCAGCAAGAUUCAUAGCGAGAUCCAAGCGGUCUGGCAAUCCCUCGCAACUGCACCAUACAUGGGCAACGUUCAGGUUAUCCUUGAUUUCAUCAUCAAUCAAAGCUUAGAGCGCCGCGAACAGAGCUUUGUGGAGUUCGGCAAACAGAUCAUCGUUUUUCUGUCGGAGACUCCGGCCGGGACAAAGUUGGUGGAGGCUCUCGCGAUCUACUUGCAACCUAAGCUCAUGACCAUCGCCAUGCGUGAGCCCUCGCCGAUCCCAGAUGGAUCAAUGUUCCCCUAUGUCGCCAAUUUGAAGGAGGCUGUGCCAGAAGGCGGGAAGCCAACGGGUUUCUCGUAUGGUCAUCUUGCUAUGAUUUUGAUGGUCGACUUGCUGGUUGGACCUGUGCCACAGAUGGCGGACAAACUCACACUUCUCCUGCAAGUCAUCUUUGUGCUGUGGGAUCACUAUGUACCCCUAGUUCAAGAGCAGGCGAAGGAGAUGCUUAUUCACCUCAUCCACGAGUUGGUCAUUCCGGUCCUUCACGAUGAAGAACACCACGAACAACGCCAUGCGACCCUCGAGUUCAUCGAGACAGUCCGGCAGAGGGAUUCCAAAACCCACUGGAGCUACGACGAUAUCUCUUCGAUAGAAGAACGCGGUCUCCGCGUGCCGGAAUCUAUGGAGCAUAUGAUUUCGUCUGUUCUGGAGAUGUUUUCGAUCUUCCCAGAGCUCAAGGGCCAAUGGGGCAAGAUUGCACUUAGCUGGGCUACCACGUGCCCUGUCCGGCACCUUGCCUGUCGAUCAUUCCAGGUUUUCAGAUGCCUUCUCACCUCGAUCGACCACGUAACUUUGGCGGACAUGCUAGCGCGCUUGUCUAAUACUAUCGCAGAUGAUGUGACGGAUAUCCGGAUGUUUGCGAUGGAGAUCUUGAUCACACUCAACGCUAUCGUCUCCGAGAUGGACGGGGAGUACUUGCUGCAGUAUCCUCAGCUAUUCUGGGCAACAGUGGCCUGCCUGGACACGAUCCACGAGGCCGAGUUCAUGGAGGCUCUGAGCAUCCUGGAAAUGCUUCUCGAUAAAGUAGAUCUAUGCGAUCCCGAGAAAGUCGAAUUCAUCAUGGCGGCAUUCCCGCCUAAGUGGGUGGGAACAUUCGAGGGAUUGCAGGCUUUGAUUGACAAGGGCUUGCGCAGCUCCGUGUGCCUAAAACGGACCAUGAGGGUUUUCGACAAGCUCAAUGGAAUCCCUACGAAUGACCUUAUGGGGGGCGAGACUCGAUUGCUGUAUGCGACCCUGGCGAAUCUUCCUCGGUUCUCGCAGGAGAUGGAGGAAGGAACACCGGGGGAAGCUGUUGUGCGCUGCGCCGAAUGGCUCAAGUUACUUGCGGAAGCACAGGAAUCGAAAUCAUUGGCAAGAGUGAUGAGACUCUUCUCUGCGCAGCAAUUCAGGUCACGGAAGGACUUUAUUCAGCAAACCGUCAACGCCUUGAGAGAGACCUUCUUCCCGGAAUACGAAGCUCAGGCCCUCAUCUUCCUAGUUGGACUGCUGUCGAACGAGCUCAGGUGGAUGAAGCUUAAGACUAUGGAGGUUUUGACCGUCGUCGUCCCUUACAUCGACAUGCGGAAGCCCGCUUUCGCCGGUGUCGGUGCAGACCUCAUAUCUCCACUCCUGCGACUUCUACAAACGGAUUAUGUCGAGCAAGCCCUCGAAGUUCUCGACAAAAUGCUUACCAUCUCUGGCGGGCCGAUGGAUCGCCACGUUAUGCGCAUGAGUAUGGGUGGUCGCAACAUCCGCAAGGAGUACGAAAAGACACAGACGCUAUUCGGGGUUCCCGACGAAAGCGGCUGGGCUAUUCCGAUGCCCGCGAUCCACGCCGGCAUGACUAGAGACAAUGUACACGCCGUCUUCUAUACUUGUCAGGAUGCCAUCUCGGCAGAGGAAUCCGGCGUGGACGCACCACAGACUCCCGAUGUCCAAUUCCACAUGGAGGACUAUUCCUACACAUCGCUACCAGAUCGUACGGCGACUAUGCUAUCCGAGGAUGGUCGCGGCGAGGGAGGAUUCAGCGAUACGGUGCUUCGGCUUGGAGAUCUGGACGAGUUCUUUGGUGGCCACGACACAGGCACGUCGACGGACGCGGAAGGCGAAACGGUCCCGCAGCUCUACGAUACCAGGGUGUUUGCCAUCCUCAACACUGCCUCCAUGGUCCGCACUCCAAGCGUCGCUAGCUUCCAGGCGAGUUUCGGCGAAUCAACGCUCUUCCCCUCCUCUUCUACUUCCACGCCCGUAAUACGCGAGCGCACACUCCUUGGCGACGAUAACCGCCCCGGGAUCAUGACACCAACGGCGUUCACAGCGCCUGCGCCGCCUCCGAUCACUGGUGGUGGAGGAAGUAGCACAGCUUUCAGAGGGUAUGCACCUUUCAGACCAUCAUCUAGUAGUGCUGCUGCCAUCCCCCCAUCCUCAUCCAAUCACUCUUCACCGUCGUCUUCUCUGUCAUACCAAAGCAGCAACUAUUUCGGCCAGAACCAGAGGUCAUUGGUUAAACAGAAACUAGGUACUAGUUUUGACGAGGCGGCUGAAGCGUCCGAUCCCGAGAGUUUGCCUGGUGACCUACGGACGGCGACGUCGACGCCGACGAGGGGCAGGAAUAGUCCCGAGAUUGGUAGUGCUGGCAGUGGCGGGAGCAGUGGCGGUGCUUUCCUGCUGGACAAUCUCCUCGACAAGUUGAAAGACAGUAAGAAGGGGAAGCGGAGUGCGUCUCGUGGCGCGUAUGGAAGACCGGAUGUUACUAGUGUUCCGAGAGGCUUUUGAUUGAUGAUUGAUACUUAAUGAUGAUGAUGAUUUGAUGGAUGGGCGAAUGGUGUUCUCUUUUCUGUUUCUGCUUCUGCUUCUGCUUCUGUUUCCGGGUGAUGAUAAUGUUGUCUGAUUCAUGAUUUUGCUUCUUCUGCUUUUGUUUUCUCAACCAUGUAUGUAUGAUGGUCUUGUAGUUUUUCCCAUUGAUAAGAUGAUUCUAGAGGUUGUAAUGCAGAAGCAGUGCGGGAUUUCCUUUCUUCUUUCUUUGAUAGAUAUGGUAAUGGUUUUACGACGGGGGGAUAGAAAGAUGUAGUAAAUAUAACGUCGAC